This is a messenger RNA of Xylaria bambusicola, 1386 nucleotides long. RefSeq lists its product as uncharacterized. Bases 328 to 1254 code for a protein of 308 amino acids. The record is from RefSeq and is a predicted model, not a curated record. NCBI's taxonomy places the organism in Eukaryota, Fungi, Ascomycota, Sordariomycetes, Xylariales, Xylariaceae. The transcript has 2 exons.
GACAAAAGAUGCAAUGAAUAAUUUGGUGCGUGAUUGCUUUGUGCUAGUUGUUGUGCAUCGAAUUCUGAUAUGUAGUCUGGAAUGGCGAUUCUGGAUGCUUCUAUUUCCUCCUGGCGGUGCAUGUCCUAAUGUUUGUUUGCUGAGGUGGGUAGGUACUUUAAAUAAUUGCGGCUUGCCGUGAUAGAAUCUUUGCUGUAAAAAAACAACAACUCAGCCAUUCAAGUUGUCCUGAGCUUAACAUCAGAACCUUUUCCAACUAUACCACGGCGCAGGAAUCAUUCUGUUUCCCUACCUGUUCAUGGUUCGAGGCUGUUGGCGAAUCUCAAGAUGCAUCUAAUAGGGCCAAAGCUCGGCGCUCCCUUUAGUGCUCCAAGGCUUACACGUAUUGUAUCCAAGGUGGAAGUCGAGCGCAAGUUCAACCUCGGGCCUAAAUUUGUUUCUGUUUUCUUGUCUGAGGAAUGGGCGCACUCCCAAGCACGAUAUCGUCAGGUCUACAAUAACCAAAGCGGUGGUCCUUCCUUCACCGUUGUCAAGCAGCCAGGCCAGAUAAUCCGUGAUAUCUACUACGACACCCAGAAUGAGCAACUAAGCGCCCUGGGCCUCUGGGUACGGCAGCGGCAUGUUCGAUACUUCCCUCUCAGCUCUUCUCAAGAGAUGAACGAUAACUGCUGCGAGGCCGCCACCAAACCUGGUAGCGCGACAGUUGAAGAUCACAGCCACAAGGCACAAUGGAAUGCCAAAUUGCGAUUCGGCGGCCAUUUCAACGACUCAGAAUUUGUUGAGAUCGAUGGGGAAAAGAACGUGUCAGAUGAGGUCCUAAGAAUUACAGGAUCAAAGACAAGAUUGGAGGACUUGCAGGUAGUCACCGAUCUCCAGACUAAACGUAGAUCGUGGGAGGUAUCACAGCUGGCCGACGGUACAACCCCCUCAGCGAAAAUGACGAUUGUGAUGGACGAUGUGACUGAGGCCGAGGCCGAGGCCGAGGCCAUGAGCAAGAAUGGUGGACUUGGUAGAUCUGCCUUCACUCAUACCAUCGGGGAGGUGGAGCUUUUCCAAGAGUUUACGACGGUGGGCAAGGACAUGGAGGAGCACGAGACAGAGAGGAAGAAGAUAGCAGCGCUGAGAAUGGAGGAGCUAAAGGAGUUCAUGCUGGCGAACACGAGCCUUUUUGCAAUGACUCCACGGCCCAUCGGCAAGCUGACAGCAUAUGAUACAUGGAAACGCUCACUUGCAAUCGCCAACACUCGUCGUUGACCAUCUUUUCACUGAUGUUAGAUUCGAUAUCGACAUGCCUCCCAUUCCCUCUUAGGGUCUAAUGUUGUAGGCAGUCUACUAUGUAUGUGGCUCAAGGCGAUAGAUAGAGACAUCAUCCUGAAAGUUGGGCUU